Molecule: messenger RNA, 5046 nt
Organism: Hibiscus syriacus
Lineage: Eukaryota; Viridiplantae; Streptophyta; Magnoliopsida; Malvales; Malvaceae
Exons: 12
Coding region: 524-4759 (1411 amino acids)
Source: RefSeq, a predicted model, not a curated record
AGAGGAAAAAACACGUUUUUUUUUAAUUUAUAGAUAAAAAGUUGAUUUUUUUAUUUGUUGCGGUGUAUUGAUUUGUAUUUUCAUGUUUAUUUUGUGAAUUUUUUUUGGGGGUCAGAUUAACGGAGAAGAUAUCUGAAGUAGAAAUUGGGGGAAUCGAGAUUGAAUUUGGAAUCGGGAACCUUCAUUUGAGGUUAAAUAGGGAGGGAGGGAGGGAGAAUCCAGAGAGAUAAAGAGAGAAAUUAGUUUGAUGUUCAAUUUGCAUUUCGAUCGUUUGCUCGGCGAUGGCGGCGGCGGGAACAGCAGCUGUUGUGGUGAGGCGGAAGGAGCGGCCUGUUGAGGAGCUUUACAAUGCGACGGAGAAAACCUAUGAACCAGGAACAUUUUGACGUGCUUUUUAGAUCACACCUGUUUUAAGAGGGUUUUACUGCAUUCAAGGGCCUUUGGAUGAAAUGGAUCAGAGUGUUCAGAAGAAUACAGUGAGAACAGGGUACCGAAAACUUUAAAAAGAUUAAUUAGGCAGUACAUGAGCCAAAAGGAUUGUGCAAAAGCAGAAUCUGGAGUCUGCAACGUGUUCUCUGCUCCUUGUUCAUCUUGUAUGCACCUAAGCAUAGCUCAGAUGGGAUCAAAGAGUGAUGAGUUUUCUGAUGAAACUGAUCAUGUUGCUGUUGCAUGCCAGUAUUCGAUCAAUGAGGAUAAAACAGGUGACAGCUUAUACCAAAGCCCCAGUGAGGCAAGUGAUUUACUCGAUGUCAAUUCAAGCCAUGAUCCCUACUCUGAAAAUUUAGAAAGUAAAGCAACGGCACGACCAUCUUCCAAAGUUGUUGAAAGCCAUGUUGAUAGUAUUGUAUGUGCUGGUAGAGCCAGUGAUGCAAAUAUAGCUUUUAGUUAUUGUAACAAGGAUUUAGACUGUAAGAAUUCAUCUCAAAGUCAUAGCUCAGCAACAGUUCGUAGUUUAGGAUGCGGAAAGGUGCCCUCUUCCCAGAAGUUAGACUUUUCAGAACUUCCUUCUAUUAAGGAGGUUGAUUCUGGCAGUAGUUCACCUAGGAUCGAAAUUCCAUAUUCACAUUCUGGAAGCAGCAAGAGUGCUGUUGGAGGCAACAAACCUGAAAUUUCUCCCAAAAUCUAUCCUAAGUUAGAAGCAGAUAUUGAUGACAAUAGUGAGGACGCACUAUAUAAAACUGGGAGAAGUUUGAAGGAAGAUGAGCUAGAUGAGUCUUUGAAGUUACCUGAAAAGCACAAGUCUCCUUUGGAAACAGCUUCUCUGGAUGAGGGUUAUGAGUCCGAUGCCUCAGAACAUGAUGUUAAGGUAUGUGAUAUUUGUGGGGAUGCAGGACGAGAAGAUUUGCUUGCAAUAUGUAGCAAGUGCACUGAUGGUGCAGAACACACUUACUGUAUGCGAGAAAUGCUUCGGAAAGUUCCCGAAGGUGAUUGGCUCUGUGAAGAAUGCAAGCUGGCUGAGGAAACUGAAAGCCAAAGGCAAGGUUUGGAUGCUGAGGUAAAAAAGGCAAAAAAACUUAGCUCAAGUACACGUAUCUUAGGUAAGAGACAUGUUGAAAAUCUUGAGGGUGCUUUGGCUCCAAAAAGGCAGGCUGUUGAAACAAAUAUGGGAUCACCAAAAUCAUUGAGCCCCAGCAGAGUAUCUUCCUUGUCUCGAGAGGGUUCAUUUAAGAACUUAGAUAAGGGGAAAGUGAGGCCAUUUCCGCAGAUUUCUCUUGGCAACCAUUCUGGUAAUGAUGUGCCAGAAGCUGUAUCCUCUCCGAAUUCUGCUCCACGGCUGCAAACACCAAAGAGGAGCUUAUUGAAAUGCAAUUCAUUCAACACUUUAAAUUCCAAACCUAAAGUGAAGCUUGUAGAUGAGGUUGUUCUUCAGAAAUGUAAAAGUGCUAGAGAACAUGCAUCACUUGGUAGCAAGGAGGAACCUGCUAGAAUGAUUGGCAAAUCAAUGUCAUUUAAAUCCGGUAACUCUGGACGGUUAAAUGCUGGGGAAUCAAAUUUUAAAUUGCUAUCAUCUAAAUAUCCUCAUGUUCAAGAUCUGAAAGGAUUAAAUAACGUUAAAGAGCGGAUAUCAUUAGAAAGGAAAAAAAUCACGAAAUUGGACCACUCUAGUCCUACCGUUGUGACGCCUAAGGUUGAUCAGAAACUUACACCUCGUGCUGAUGUAAUUUCUCAUUCAUCUGCAAUCAACCACCGGGAAACUAAGGCCGUUCAGUCUGAUGGAAGACCAAAUACUUUAUCAAGAUCAACUAGCAGUCUAGCUCGUAGAGGUGUCGGAAAUGCAGUUUCUUCUGUUGUUUCAUCCACCAGUGGACGCAUUUCUUCUGAACAGAAGUUAAACCAUGUGAGCCUGAAGGAGGAAACCUCAUUAAGUUCUUCACAGGUGUUUGAGAGGCAGCCUAGUAACAUUAAUGGAGUUAUGUCAGAUGCCCUUACUCAGUCAAUCGAUUCAACAAACCAGAGUGAGAAAACAAGGGAGAGUGCUGUUAGUCGAUCCUCCAAAAGAGUUCCAUGUCUAAAAUGCAAAGAAAUGGGUCAUGCAGCUGAAUAUUGUUCAGUCUGUCUGGCUUCUGGUACUGAUCAGUCUGCUCCUAGAACUUCUUCAGAGGUGAUAAAUAAAGGCAAUAAGUUAAAAGCUGCAAUUGAGGCAGCUAUACGUUUGAAGCCUGGAAUAUGUGAAAGAACUUCUCAAGAUCUAUCACCAAUUUGCAAUAAGGAAAAGAAUGUGAUUUCUGUUGAAGAUAAAGAUGAAACACAAGCAAAUAUUUGUAAUCAGGCUUCCACUGGUAGUAUGAAGCUGCUUAAUUCACAUUCCACUGAUGCUGUCUCUGUAGUUUCUUCUGUGGGCAAUCUUUCAAUCAGAGAUAUCCACGCCCCUCCUUUAGCCACAGUAUCUGCUGUCUCAAAGAUGUCAGCCAUCCCAGAACAUGAAUACAUCUGGCAGGGGGCUUUUGAUGUGAAUAAAUAUGGAAAACCUCCUGUGUUUUGUGGUGGUAUUCAAGCCCAUAUCUCAACCCUUGCAUCACCUAAAGUGCUGGGUGUUGUUAACACAUUUCCCCCCAAAGUUUCAUUGACUGAAGUACCUCGCUUGAGCACUUGGCCGACACAGUUCCAUACUGGUAGUCCUAAAGAAGUUAAUAUUGCUUUAUACUUCUUUGCCAAAGACCUUGAAAGUUAUGAUAAGAACUACAAGAUGCUUUUGGAUAACAUGGUCAAGAAUGAUCUUGCCCUCAAAGGAAAUUUUGAAGGUGUUGAGCUUUUGAUAUUCCCCUCCAACCAGCUUCCUGAACAUAGCCAGCGGUGGAAUAACUUAUUAUUUCUUUGGGGUGUUUUCAAGGGAAGAAAGUCAGUCUGUUCAAAUUCCUCAAAGAUGGUGUGCAAUCGUGAUGCAAGUAUGGUACCUUUGGAGAGUCAAAUAUAUACCGAUUGUCCUCAGCCGGCAGAUAAUGAAUCAGCGACUUGUGACAAUUCGUGCAAUGUAGUCCCAGUGACCACUGCUUUCGAAAAGACAUGUAUCUCUACAGUUAGUGUCAGUGAUAAUAAGGUUUCUUCUUUUGAGCAGACAUAUGGUGGUAUAAAAGCAAAAUUGGAGGAGCAAGACGGCAAAGUUGACCCUGAAUUCUUGUCUAGAAUUGCAACAAGCAGCACAGAGGUACAUACAAAAAUGAAAUGCACCAGUACUCCGGAAGAGAGCAAAUUUCCAGGUUGUAGAUCCGACCCCAAUCUUAAACCUUGCCUUCAAGCUACUGAAACCAAUACUGGUUCUUUCAAAGUUGAGGAGGAAAUGCAUAUGGCAGAAGGUUAUCCAUCACUAAAAGAUCGCCCUCCCGGAAAACCAAAGAUAGUUGUUGAGGAGAAGGUUGAUGGGGAUUGUGUUAAAAUUAGGGAUUCAAAGGAUAAUGGGUGUGCUGCUUUUAAGACUUCUUCAAAUACAGAUCUCGACUGUUCCCAAUAUCACCCAUCUCUAAUAGAUGUACCUACCGGAAAACAAGUGGCAGUUGUUGAGGAGAAGCCUGAGCAGGAUUCUGUUAAAAUUAGGGAUUCAAAGGAUGAGUGUGCUGAUGGGAAGACUUCUUCAAAGAGAGAUCUCGGGUGUUGGCAAUUGAAUCAUCGGAAACGCCCAUACAUCGAUCUUACAGAACCAGUUUCUGAAGUUUAUACUGUUACAAGUCAAAAAAUGCCAUGGAGCGAGGCGACAAGAGUUCCUGUAGAUAGAGGGAAUGUUAAUAAAAAGCUGAAGAUGGGUUUCAGCGAAAUAUACCAAUAUAGCAGUGCUAGAGAUCAAGUUCCUUUUAGUGAUAGUUUAGCAUCAGAUAGACACAAUCCAGGUUCUGGCUCUUCAGUCGAAGAGAAGAGAUGUAACAAUGCCUGUGAAGAAAAGAUAAUCCCCGAGGAUCUGGGAAAUAGUGAAGGUUUAUUCUUUCCCGUGGAUUCAUGUCGUGCAGGGGAAUACCGAGUUCAUGACGUCUCUCCUAAUCUUGAACUUGCUUUGGGGGCUGAGACGAGACAACCAAACAAGGGAAUCCUGCCUUUCUUUGUUGGAGCAAUAGACAAAAGUGACAACCAGAACAAACUGCAUAAUAAGGUAACCCGAAAGCAAGAGGAGGAUGUAUCUGCCCCCCUCUCCCUCUCCCUUUCCCUUUCUUUCCCUUUCCCGGAGAACGAACGGGAUGUGAAACCCGUUCCUAAACCAGAGCAGCAGCUGCCCGAAAGGCAUCCUGUGAAUACUUCACUGCUACUAUUUCGGGGCUUCCCGGAAAAAUAGGCUCAUGGUGAGUUUCUUAGGCUAUUGUGUCCUACAUGAAUGUGGUAAAAAUGUAUACUAUGGGCUUGCAUUGGGGUUUUUUUCCGGAGAAUCCACAUUUCAAUCUGUUCAUAACCCAUACAAAACUUAGCAAUUAACUUCUCAUCUGUUAUUUUUUUGUUUCCUUUUCUCGAGUGCAUAGACAGUCACGGCUGUUUGUAUAUAAAGAGAUCGAAAGCCGGCUUACUUCGGAAUGUCGACAAGAAAUUUGCAAACCAAUGCUCUGAUCAUUUGAUUUUCUUCUUCUA